Molecule: messenger RNA, 2614 nt
Organism: Caenorhabditis sp. 36 PRJEB53466
Lineage: Eukaryota; Metazoa; Nematoda; Chromadorea; Rhabditida; Rhabditidae
Source: the annotation of a GenBank genome assembly
AUGGAGAAAGACGGUGUCGAUGAGCCGGUGAGUCAUUCCGGUACCAUUCGCCAAGACGCACAGGAAUUGUGUACUUUUGUUUUUGAAAAAUGAUAUGUAUUCGUUCGUUUGUCCAUACUUUGAGUCGGAUCGGAAAUAGAUUUCUUUUGCGAAAUGGAAUUGUCGUGAGAAUUUCACACUUAAAAUUUUCACUAAAUUUGAUGCUGCGCCUUUAAGCUACAGUACUCCUAACGCUGUGUUCAGGCAGUCUUUUCUCAUCGUAAAAUUUUCUAAAAUGUUCCCCUGGUCUCCGUGUUCAUGUUUUAUUGUUAUGUGCGAUUAAACAAACAUUCCUUUUCUUCUGAAGCGCGAUUCAAAAAAGUACAGUGAUCGGCAAAGUUCUGAAAGCGGCGCGGAAAUUGAUUCUCUGGGUAUUGUCCACGAUUCCCUUUGACGCCUUUUUGUUUCCGAUAAGAAGAAACUAAUUGAAAAAGAUGGAAGAUGAGACAUCGUCGGUGAGAUCGGCCGCACUGAUUCCGACACCUUUCCAGCGACAAUACCUUGUUGCAGCUGCUGAUGGGGUCUGCGAACAAGAAGGAGUCCGCGGAAAAUGCGACAGCGAACGGAUCCGCCGUCGAUGAGAACGUCGUCUACAAAGUGAGUUCAUCUAGCUUCUCUUCAGAAUUCCGUCGUUUCAGGUGUAUCGUGCUCGAUGGCUUGUGCUCGCUGUCUGCUGUUUUCUCGCCCUCUCCAAUGCGAUGGUUCCGUUCAAAUCUUCUAAAGCAGUUGCCCAACUGAUUAUUUUCAGCAAUGGAUAAGCUUCAGUUCUCUAUCGGAAGAAGUGCAAAUGUACUAUCGGGGUCGUCCAGCGAACGGUAGCAUGGACGUGUCGCUCGUUACUAACCAAAUCUUCCAGGUAACUUGCCGAUCGUCUCGUUUAAUUUUUGAAAGUUUUCAGUUUGUCGCGGUUUUCACUGGAUUCGGUGGAAUGUACAUAACUGAUAACAAAGGAAUCAAAACAGCCGUGAGUACCAGUAACUGAUACUACCUACAAAACCUAAUCUCAAUACAUUUCUAGAGUCUCCUCGGAACCAGUUUGAAUGUGGUCGGAGCUACUCUUCGAAUGAUCGCCUCUGUUCCGUACAUCGAAUCGCAUCUGACUCGCGAGAUUCUGCUUCACGCCGGCUCAUUCAUCGCCGCCUCUGCACAGGCCUUCUUUCUGGUGCUGCCUUCGAAAAUCGCCGAGUGCUGGUUCCCCGGAGAUCAGAGAGCCAUCGCCAAUGUUCUUUCGUUUGUCGGUCAGUGUGCAAUUGUUCUUUAGAUGCAUCGUUUUCAUUUGCAGCGAAUCCGGCCGGUGUUGCACUGGGAACCAUCGUCCCGUCCAUUUUGUUCAAGGAAUACACGAGCAUUCACUCUGCACACUGGAUAUUUUUCUUUUUUGUCAGAUAGAAACAUGCUCUUUUCAGUGCAAACGUUCUUUUUCCAGACCCUCGGAAUGGAAUGUCUUGCCCUGUUCCCGUUCGUUCUUGCCCUUUUCGUCCGGACCAAACUGCCCCCAACUCCUCCGUCCGCCUCUUCCGCGGCUCAUCAGGACAACAUCGGCUUCGUCAAAUCGAUACUUCACUGCAUUCUGUAUCUCUUCGCAUUGCUUCCCCACUGAUUUGACAUGCUUUUUUCUUUAGAAACGUGCAAUUCUUCAUUCAAAUGUGCCUGUUCGCAUUCGCAUUCUCCCUUCUCUGGAGCCUCAUGAUCUUCCUCGAUGGACCGCUCAAAGACCAGGGCUACGAGCUGGCCGGGUGCGAGAAAAGGACGAGGAGCGCCGGAUGAAUUAGUCAUUUUACAGAUAUCCGACUGCUGUUUGCGCCGUCGUCGGCACGCUGACUUCGUUGCUCGCAGGUCAUAUUGCUGACAAAACACGCAAGUUCAAAGUGAGUGAUACAUCGAGAAAGAGAAAGAGACAGCAUUCGAUUUCAGGAGAUCAUCAGAGUAUGCACGUGCGGAUUCGCAUGCUCAGUUAUCACACUGCGAAUGGUGAGUCAGAAAGGGAAACAGAACGGUUACUUUUUUCAAAAUCAAAUUCCAGUUUUUGAACAAAAGAAGCGAAGGUCCUCUGGAUACUGUGAUCGUCUACGUUCUCUGCGGAUGUCUCGGUGCUUUCUCGAUACCCCAGUUCCCAAUCGGAGUUGAGCUGGGAGUGGAGACGACGUUCCCCGUGAUGGAAGCCACUUCUUCUGGAGUUCUUGUCAUAUUCGGGCAAGUUUCAUUCAUCCAAUAUCCUGUAAAGCUCCAAUUUGUUCUAGAUCCUUGUUCAUGUUCAUCAUUCCGUUCGUGCAGACGUACACAGAAAGUCUCCGACUCUUCUACGCGCAGUCCUGGAAAUGUAGGUUCCUUCUCAAAUUCACAUAAUCGAAUUUGUUUCAGUCGCUCUCGAUGUCACCUGCGGCUUGUCUCUCGUCUCUGUCAUUCUCUCCCUUCUCUUCCUCAAACCACGGUACGUGUUGAACUUUGCAUUUCUAUAAAAUUAUUUCUCUUUAGAUAUCGUCGAUUGGAACUCGAAAAUGCGCAAUCGCCAGUGGCCGCUGAGAAGGAACCGCCUGUCCGAAGCCCGGGAUCGUCUGAAAUUGAGAUGCGCUGA